Molecule: messenger RNA, 3825 nt
Organism: Anoplopoma fimbria (sablefish)
Lineage: Eukaryota; Metazoa; Chordata; Actinopteri; Perciformes; Anoplopomatidae
Gene: umodl1
Product: uromodulin-like 1
Exons: 17
Coding region: 1-3825 (1274 amino acids)
Cellular component (GO): extracellular region
Molecular function (GO): protein binding; calcium ion binding; peptidase inhibitor activity
Source: RefSeq, a predicted model, not a curated record
AUGAGUUGGAUGCUCUCCGUCUGGGUGGCCACUGCCCUGCUGGCUCUCUGUAAGGGACAAGACACUGUGCAUGAAGGAAAUAGCCUGUCUGCGUCUGGCUACCAUCUAUGUGUUCACAAUGUGACAAGGAAUGUGAGUUUCCUGGUGAUGCACCCGGUCCCCUACAUCGUGACAAAGCCUUGCGGUGGCUGGAUCCUCUGGAAGACAUGUACGGUCACACUUUACAGGAUGACCCAUCAGACUGACCACAAGACAGUGAUGGAGCAGGUGACAGGAUGCUGCAGCGGCUAUGAACAAGUCGGCCGUUACUGCGCCCGGCCUGUAAACAGGAGUGACGAGUUCACUGCCAAGCCAGGAUCCUGUCCAACCGCAGAUGGAUUGUGUCCCAGAACUGAGGAGUGCGAGUGGGACAUGGACUGCCCAGGCUGGCAGAAAUGCUGCCACCGAUCGGGCCGAUUUCUCUGCAUUGAUCCUGCAAGCUCAGCAAACUAUUCUGAGAAUGGAGGAUACCGAUUUAAUGCAACCGUGACAGUAAAGACAGAUUACGAGCAACUGAUUUCCAGUGAAAGAGGACUUCUGAAUCACACACGAUUGCUACAAGCAAUGGUGACUGGAGCUCUGAAGUCUGAUGUUUCCGUUUAUUACCUCAGCUCACAGCCCGUGCAUCCCUACAGAACUGCCACCUCGCUGCUGAUUGAGUGCAACCUUGCUCUUUCACUGCACAAUGCCACGUCAAAGCUGCACCAUCUCCUCAAACACAUACAGGAGGUGACAUCUGUAAGCGUGGAAGAUGUGGAUGAGUGUGACCAGCCUGCUCUCCAACAGUGCUCCCCUCAUGCAGACUGUAACAACACAGUGGGCUCCUACCAUUGUUCAUGCCACCAGGGAUUUAUUAAUCUUGACCCCAGGAACCCUGGAGCCCAUUGUACAGCUGACGUCGGGGCGACGACCACCACAGAGCUCCCUCUUACCUCCCUUACGCCCAGGAACACAGCGUACACCCCAGCCUUCAACAGCACCCAAGAAGACCCUCUGAGCACAAGCUCAACUGUAGAGCCGCCUCUGCCGACAACCACAUGCUCGCCUCCCAGCAUCACCAGCGUGUGGUCGGCUAAUGUCACCGGAACCUCCUUCCGCAUCUACUGGUCGAGCCAGUUUCAGACGAACCAGACAUACCAGUUUGUUCUGAGGAACAGGUCAGAGGUCGUCCAGGAUUUCAUGACCAACCAGACCAUGGUGGAGGUUAGGGACAUGAAGCCUGGGAUGCUCUACAAUGUCACUGUCACGCCGUCUUCCUGCGGACGCCAAGGAGUCGCCCUUGGUAUAUCGGCCAAGACUGAUGCUCAAACUCUCGACGCCACAGCCCGACUCACCAACAUCCAGUUCACUUCUGAUCUGCACAACACCAGCAGCCAGGCCUACGAAAACCUCACUGAGAGCAUCAGAAAGGAGAUCUACCAGUCUCUGUCUCCAGAGAUGAAGGCCAUGGUGGAUUCCGGCCAGGUGAGAAUCGAGAUCAAAAGCUUUUCCCCGGGGAGUGUGGUGGUCAACUUCACCAUCGUCUUCGCCCCCAGUCAAAACCAAGACAUCGGUAAUGUGUCCACAGCUCUGCUGCACUCCCUGAUGAACAGCACCAAAUACACUGUGGAUGGAAACAACACAAGCACAAAUGAUUUCGAUGAAUGUGCUUCAGGAGAAAAUGACUGUUCCCAGUGGGCUACAUGUACAAACACCUGGGCCUCCUACACAUGUGUUUGCCUGGAUGGAUUUACUGACAACAACCCAGAAAGACCUGGGCGAGCCUGUCAAGAAAUCACAACAACCACCACUGCCCCAACAACCAACAUUACUGCCAAUGCAUUCACCCCUACUGCCCCAACAACCAGCAUGACUGCCCCAACAACAAACAUUACUGCCCCUGAAAUCAACCCUACUGCCCUAAUAACCAACAUUACUACCAAUGCAUCCACCCCUACUGCUCCAACAACCAACUUUAUUGCCUCAACAACAAACAUUACUACCAAUGCAUCCACCCCUACUGCUCCAACAACCAACUUUACUGCCCCAACAACAAACAUUACUACCAAUGCAUCCACCCCUACUGCUCCAGCAACCAACUUUACUGCCCCAACAACAAACAUUACUACCAAUGCAUUCACCCCUACUGCUCCAGCAACCAACUUUACUGCCCCAACAACAAACAUUACUACCAAUGCAUCCACCCCUACUGCUCCAGCAACCAACUUUACUGCCCCAACAACAAACAUUACUACCAAUGCAUCCACCCCUACUGCUCCAGCAACCAACUUUACUGCCCCAACAACAAACAUUACUACCAAUGCAUCCACCCCUACUGCUCCAACAACCAACUUUACUGCCCCAACAACAAACAUUACUACCAAUGCAUUCACCCCUACCGCGCCAGCAACCAAUAUGACUGCUCCAACAACCAACAAUAGUGCCCCUGAAAUCACCCCUACUGCUCCAACAACCAACAUGAUUGCCGCAACAACAAACAAUACUUCCCCUGAAAUCACACCAACUGCCCCAACAACCAAUAAUACUGCCCCAACAACCAACAAUACUGCCACUGUAAUCACCCCUACAACUCCAACAACCAACAUAACUGCCCCUGCAAAUACAACUACUACUCCCAUAACAUCUACUGCCCAAACAACCACAACUAUAACCACAGCCACAGCUACUGCAAUGAUAUCCAUGACUUCUAACCCUACAACCCCCGUUGCCAGCAUCACUCCCACCAUAACAGCUCCUACAACUACAACUGCCCCCAAUGACACUAUGCUGGGGGCCAUCUCAGUCCAGUGCAGGGUUGGUGCCAUCACUGUAACAAUUGCCAAGGAUUUUCUUCUGAGGAACAAGAUCAGGGAGCACACUCUAUACUUGGGCUUGCCGGAAUGUGCCAUCAAUGGAGGCAACGCCAGCCAUGCCCAGCUGACUGUGGCCUGGAAUGAGUGUGGUACCAGUCUUGUGCAUAAUGAAACCUACUACACGGCAUCUGUAACCCUGUUCAACAACAUGGAUAUGUCAGACAGCGGAGAAGAGGAGGUACCCAGAAUACGGCUGGAGGCUCCCAUCAUGUGUACAUACAUGAAGAGCAUCCUCAUCUCUGCUGACUUCGGCUCCAUGGGGUAUGACAUGAUCAAAGAUUUCAUCACAGGCUCGGGGACGUUCCAGGUGACCGUGCAGCUAAUGAACGGUACAAUACCUCUACCCAGCAACCACAGCCUAUCCUCUGGCGAUGCUGUGGUGGUGGAGGUCAGCCUCAGCAUCAACACCUCCUUAGAGCAGAUCAAAGUAAUCAUCAACAAAUGUUGGGCCACUCCAACCCAAAACCCUGAAGAUGCCUCCAGCCUCACCUUCCUGGAGAACAGCUGUUCCCUGAACCCAUACACAACCGUGUUGAUGAACGGCAACUCCACCACAUCACGUGUGUCUGUGCAGAUAUUCUCCAUCGUCAACCUGGAUGUGAUCUAUCUGCAUUGCCUGGUCCAGAUCUGUGUGGAGAUUGGAUCGGAUACCUGUGUGCCUGACUGUCUGCAAAGAACAGCUCGGUCAUCUAAAACAAUUGGAACAACUGUCGCUUCUUCUGGUGCUCUGCUGAGGUCAUCUGAUGAGUCCUUGGAUGAUGAUUAUAGCACUGUUUAUAUAGUGGGCCUCUCCUGUCUUGGAGUCGGCGUGACGCUUAUCCUCAUCAUCGGCUUCGUCUGCAUUUUCUACUUCCAGAGGAACCGCAUUGGACACUACAACUUCAGCGUCAAACCCAAGCAGGAGAACUUCACCUACCUUGUUUUUAACACCUAA